GUCUCACAUUUACAUUUACUACUAAGAAUUUCCAUCUAUUUUUCUUAAAAUAAAAAUAUAAUAUUUUUUAGUCUUCUUAAAAACUCCUCAAAGUCAAGAGUCCACCACACUCUGUUUCACAACCGCAACAAUCGCAACACCGAACUCUAAUAAGGCCCUUCAUUUUUUCAACCCCAAAAACCUUUAAUUUUAUUAUUCUUUCAUUUCUUCCUCACCAUGAACGACCCGUCAAACCACAACCCUCCUCCGCCCUCUUCCGUUGCCAAGAAAUCCUCCUCGCCUAUCCAGGGCCCACGUCCUCCGCCUCUCGCCAUCAACAAACACUCCCAAAAAAUCAAGAAGCCACCCCUCCCUCAGCAGCCGAUCGUAAUCUACGCAAUUUCUCCCAAGAUCAUAAACGUCGCCGUUUCCGACUUUAUGGCCACGGUCCAACGGCUCACGGGGGUCUCCUCCGAUGACUUCUGCACCGGGGGAGACGUGUCCCCGGCUGCUAGGCUGGCUUCCACCGAGAAAGUGAUGGGUCCAAAGGAGAAGGCUUUGAGUGUAGAGGCUUCUGAAGAGAUGGUAGAGGAAGGGAUUGAUGUGGGUCGGAUUCCUGGGAUACUUUCGCCUGCAAUGCUUCCGCCGGUGAUCCAAGAACGGUACUUUUCUCCACCGGUUGACCCGUAUUCGUUUCCUCCUAUCUUGACUAGUCCCGGCUCGGGCCUUUUUCCAGGUUCUAUGGGCUCUCCCAUUUUUUCACCUGAUUUUUUCAGUCAAAUUUGGAAUUUUUAGUUUAAUUUUUGGAUAAUAUUAAUUUUUUCUUGGGUUAGGUUUGGAAAUUUUUACUUUGAUGUUGUUGGAUUAGAUUUUUUCUUUUUCUUUUUUGGUUUAUGAUUAUAGUUGAUAUGUCGCAAUUGUAAUUGUAAAGAGGGUGAAGGGGCAGAUUAGGUACGAUGACUAGUGGAGGCCAAUUGCCUAAUUAGCAAAUUAAUUAGAGGUGUUUUUGUAAUUAAUUAAUUAUGUUGAGUUAUUUUGUUCACAUUAUUUUAUGGGGUAGUUCCCAAAUUAAUUAUUUUGU
Mangifera indica (mango) is the source of this 1060-nucleotide messenger RNA. RefSeq names its product protein MKS1-like. The record is from RefSeq and is a predicted model, not a curated record. The transcript has a single exon. Bases 217 to 774 code for a protein of 185 amino acids. Lineage: Eukaryota; Viridiplantae; Streptophyta; Magnoliopsida; Sapindales; Anacardiaceae. Gene Ontology annotation, cellular component: nucleus.